UGAUACUCGCAGCAACACUAUGACUUGAAUAAUGAAUGAAUACUCUUGAGCUGUUGAUGGUGGUCACACUACUUGUUGACGGAUUGGUAUGAUAUAGAUGAUAAGAUAAAGCUCUCUUAUCGAUAAGCAUGCCGAUCAUGUGUCAUCACGUGCGGGGAAACUGUCACCUCCGCAACUUAGAUAGCAUCAACAAUCGCUUGGUGCAUCUCCAUGAGCUCUAUUUCUUCACCCGAGGACAAUUGCUAAAGGUCAUCUUCAACGCUACAAGUGAGAAACGAUACAGCUGUCUGGUGGUCUUUCUUUGGUGAUCCCAUCUCGGAUUCCGGGGUUCGGUUGUCUAUCGACUUGUCCACUGCGUUUCUUUCAGCAUAUCAACUCUCAAGCUACCUACACUUAUUGAAUAGCUUUUCAACCCAUCAGAAGCAUCAAACUCCUUACACAAUGUCACCUCCCCUUGUACCCCUAGCAGAGAUCCCAACUGUCUCGUUGUUGUACAAACUGGGCCGUCUAGUCCCAACCUCUGCACCACUUGCCAAGCCGUCAAACUCAUUCAAUAAUAUCAUCUCACUCAUUCGAAACGACAUCACUAAAUUGGAGAACGUCGAUUGCAUUGUCAAUGCAGCCAAUGAAUCGCUCCUUGGAGGGGGCGGUGUGGACGGAGCUAUCCACCGCGCUGCCGGACCAGACCUCCUGAGGGAAUGUCGGACCUUGAAGGGCUGCAGGACUGGCGAUGCCAAAAUAACAUCUGCAUAUGACCUUCCAUGCAAGAAAGUUAUUCAUACCGUUGGACCAAUCUACCAUUUUGAAUUGCCAAAGGGCGACGACAGACCUGAGAUAUUGCUGCGGAGCUGCUACCGUCGAAGCUUGGAGCUAGCUGUCGAAAACGACAUGAAGAGCAUUGCUUUUGCUGCGAUAAGCACCGGCGUCUAUGGAUAUCCGAGCAACGAGGCUGCCUUUGCGGCUCUGGAUGAGGUUCGGAAGUUUCUGGAGGGUCCUGGCAAUAUCGAGAAGCUGGAAAGGAUCAUUUUCUGCAACUUUGAGCGAAAGGAUGAAGUGGCCUAUGAGCAAGCCAUCCCCUUGAUCUUUCCACCUGUUGAGCAAGACCUUCCUCGCCAUAAUACCCAUUCCGAAGUCCCGACAAAGACGACCGCUGAAUCUUCGCCAACACCAGAGCUACUCGCAGCCAAACUUCCCGACCCACCCACUGCAGACCCUGCCCUGGAAGGCCAACCUGAAAAUAAAAAGCAAAAGCUUAAUGCGGACGACAUCAGACCAAGCGCCGACGCUAAGACUGAAGGCGUUCAGCCCAAGGUUGACGAUAAGAGUGAGGAUGAUUGGGAGGAAGUCGACAAGCCAGAGGGCGGACAAGCGGAAAGGCUUGAUGACGAACCUGUCGAGAUCGAAAGGGCUCCUUCUGCAGCAGACGUACAGAGUGUCAAGUCCAGUGGUAUCAUCGAGGAGGAUGCCUCUCACCCGGUGGAAAACUAUCUAGCAAAGGACUGGUAGUCUGCACGUGGUAGGUUGACAGAAAGGAAGCUCAGGGCUACUUAAUACGACUUAAUGCAGCUACGAUAAUCUGAAUUGGACAUGAUGGCGUUGCAUGUAUUUCUGGCACGGAUGGAUGGCGUUUCUUAUUCCUAGUUAAUUGAUUCAUCAAAACUUUG
This is a messenger RNA of Aspergillus novofumigatus IBT 16806, 1664 nucleotides long. RefSeq names its product macro domain-containing protein. The coding region runs from base 442 to 1506 and encodes 354 amino acids. NCBI's taxonomy places the organism in Eukaryota, Fungi, Ascomycota, Eurotiomycetes, Eurotiales, Aspergillaceae. The record is from RefSeq and is a predicted model, not a curated record. The transcript is spliced from 2 exons.